Mus pahari (shrew mouse) is the source of this 2217-nucleotide messenger RNA. It is a transcript of the gene Micu2, whose product is annotated as mitochondrial calcium uptake 2. NCBI's taxonomy places the organism in Eukaryota, Metazoa, Chordata, Mammalia, Rodentia, Muridae. The coding region runs from base 14 to 1219 and encodes 401 amino acids. The transcript has 11 exons. Gene Ontology annotation, molecular function: calcium ion binding. Gene Ontology annotation, biological process: mitochondrial calcium ion homeostasis; calcium import into the mitochondrion. The record is from RefSeq and is a predicted model, not a curated record. Gene Ontology annotation, cellular component: uniplex complex.
CGCUUCCGCAAAGAUGGCGGCGGCUGCGGGGAGAAGCGCUCGGCUGGCGGCCUGGGGCGAAAGACUGCUGCGCGGGCUCGCGGCCGGCCGACGAGCUGUGCCGUCUCGCGGCCCUCUCGCAGCGGCUGCGGCCGGCGUGGCCCUGGCAGGCGCCGGAGCGGCAUGGCAUCACGGCCGCGUGAAAGCCGCCGCGCGCGAGGGCACCCGUGCGGUGUCGGCGCAGAAAAAUGAUUUGGGACCAGUAGAGAAACUUUCUCUCCGCAAACAGCGGUUCAUGCAGUUUUCAUCCCUGGAGCAUGACGGAGAGUAUUACAUGACACCCCGAGACUUCCUCUUCUCUGUCAUGUUUGAGCAAGUGGAGCGUAAAACACUGGUCAAGAAGCUGGCAAAAAAGGAUAUCGAGGAUGUACUGUCAGGAAUCCAAACAGCACGUUGUGGAUCAACAUUUUUUAGAGACCUGGGUGAUAAAGGGGUAAUUUCAUAUACUGAGUAUCUUUUCUUGCUUACAAUCCUCACAAAACCUCACUCUGGGUUCCACGUUGCUUUUAAAAUGCUGGAUGCAGAUGGUAAUGAGAUGAUUGAGAGAAAGGAGUUUGUUAAGCUGCAGAAGAUCAUAAGUAAGCAAGAUGGCUUCAAGACAGUGAAGACCAAUGAGACAGAAUACCAGGUAUGGAAAUUUAUGGAAAAUUUACAAACAGAAGUUCAAGAAAUGGAAUUCCUUCAGUUUUCUAAAGGUCUGAAUUUCAUGAGAAAAGAAGACUUUGCAGAGUGGCUACUUUUCUUCACUAACACCGAAAAUAAAGAUAUUUACUGGAGAAACGUGAGAGAAAAGUUGUCAGUAGGAGAGAGCAUUAGUUUGGAUGAGUUCAAGUCCUUUUGCCGUUUUACAACGCAUUUAGAAGACUUUGCUAUCGCCAUGCAAAUGUUUAGUUUAGCUCACCGCCCCGUGAGGCUGGCAGAGUUCAAGAGAGCCGUGAAAGUGGCAACUGGACAGGAGCUCUCCGACAAUCUUCUGGACACCGUCUUCAAGAUCUUUGACCUGGACGGGGACGCGUGCCUCAGCCACAGCGAGUUCCUUGGGGUACUGAAAAACAGGAUGCAUCGAGGUUUAUGGGUGUCACAGCAGCAGAGUGUGCAAGAAUACUGGAAGUGUGUGAAGAAGGAAAGCAUCAAGGGGGUAAAGGAAGCCUGGAAACAAGCUGGCAAGGGCCCCUUCUAAGGGGAAGCUGAUAGAGCUCCAGGAGCCAGAAAGUGGUUUUCCAAGAGCUGGCUGUUUCUAUGUCUUCAUUGAAUUGCUUUGGAGUGUGAAGAUGUGAAGACUCACUUUCUGAUUUGGGGAUUUGGGAGGGAUGAGGGGAGGUGAAUAAGUGUGUGCCACAGUGGGAAGUCAGAGGCCAACCUGUGGGAGCCGGUUCUCUCCGUCUACCAUGGGAGUCCCAGAGAUUGAACUGAGGUCACGAGCUUUGACAUCAAGUGCCUUUUCCUGAUAAGCCAUCUCACCAGCUCUGACUCCAUAAUUUCUUGGUGAAUUUUCAUUACACAAAGUAUUCCUUUAUGAAAAUACAUACCGCUCUAUUAAACACUUGUGUGCAAAGUGUACUUUCUGAAGGGCUAAACAAGUCAGAGAAGGAGCUCCAUUCCCAAGACAGGUACCGAUCCCAGAAGCCGUGGUAGCUUAGGGAGUGAUUGCAGUUAAAGGCUUGCUCCAGUGUGCUUUGCUCCCUGCCUUGAAAUAGCACAUAAUGCCAGUGUCCUGUCUGGCAGCAGGAUGAAGUAUUUACAUUGAUUUAAAAAAAUUAUUUCUUGUUUAGAUGUUCCAUGCUUUUGAAAUAUAAAUACAGUGUCCUCUCCCAGACACAGAGGGAGGGGGCUCAGCCAGCAAAGGACACAGCUGUGUACCAUACUUUCCUAACAAGCAGCACACAGAGUUCCAUCUAAAACCACUGGUACACACACAGAUUCACACAUCACACACAUACAGAGAUCGUAAUAGCAAGGGUUCUUAAGCUAAGGUAUCUUGGGUUGUGGGAAAUAUGGCACUAUAAAGUAGUUUGCAAUAAAUAUGAAAUAAUGUUAUGUGGAGAUGUACAUGUGUAUGUGUAUGUAUACAGGUGGACAUACAUGUAUAUAUGGAAACCCCUGCUCCUGUAACUACCCCCAUGUUUCUGAAGUGACCCCAAUAAACCCAUGAGCUCACCAAGCUAGACUUGGGUGAUA